Molecule: messenger RNA, 1842 nt
Organism: Vicia faba (fava bean)
Lineage: Eukaryota; Viridiplantae; Streptophyta; Magnoliopsida; Fabales; Fabaceae
Source: the annotation of a GenBank genome assembly
AUGAAUGUCUCCAACGCCAGACUGUACCGGUUUCCCACCAACAUUCUCAAACAAAUGAAGUUCAGAAGUCUGAAAAAAGAUCUUGUCUUUAACCAUGAGGUAAUCAAAACAAAUAAUCCCAACUGUGAAUCACAGUAUGCAAAAUUGCAGCAGAUGAGUAAUCAACAGGCCACAGUAAAUGAACAACCUAGUAGCCAAAUCAAUCGUAAUAAGCAGGUGCCAUUUGGCUUAUUGCUCCCUAUCUUGAUUCCCCAACUUGCCAAAGAUAAAGCAAUGCAACUUACAACAUUAUUUAACAAAUUGAAGAAAGAUGAAAUACCCAAAGAUCAUUUUGUACGGCUUAUGAAAGGGAUUGUGGGGGAUCAGAUGCUUAGAAUAGCAUUAACGAAAGUGAAACAACAAACAAAAGCCAACGCAGGUUCUUCUGGACAGCAGCACCCUGUAAGGAUGCCAACGGUUACUUCCAGUGGAACAAAAUUUAAUGAUCCCCAUGCAUUAGCACAACUGCAUCAGAGAAGUAUGAAUCCUGCUGCAGACCAUUCUCAUAAUACUUCUUCAGCUAUCCAAGUGAAGAGUGAACCGACCUAUUCAACUAUGGACAUUGGUGCUAAAAAGUCUCUGGAACAUGAUGUUCGAGUUGUGCAACCAAAUCAAUUACCAUCAUCAGGUUCUAAUGCCGUCAAUCAAGAAACUGAAAGAUCCUCAGUUCACAUACAAGGCCUUAAUAAGCAUCAACAGCAGCAUAUACAUUUCCCAUCGACAUAUGGAAGCAGUGGUGGUAACUACAACCAUUUUUCCGGGACAACUACUGGUUCGUCAUCUCUCAGACCACAACCUCAUCCUCAUGAUUCACACAUAAGGCAAAUUCCUCAUCAGAAUAUUGGUUUAAAUCACUUAGGUGUAGAACGACAAAGUUCUUUCACUGAUCCUAAGAGAAUGCCAGGUGGAUCUGCGUCGACUGGUGUAAACAAUACAGCACCACAACAAACUUCAACUUCUUGGCAACCUUCAGCAGAACAAAAUUCUGGCUUGUUUUCAUCUGUUUCAUAUGUAAAAAAGGAACCUAACGACCUUUCUAUUGAGCAGCAACAUAGGAAUCAUUUAUCUAAAUUGCAUGGGUUGCCUUCUGUUAAUUCUGGUCAAACUGAACAAGGUGCUAGCAAGGCAAAGGACAACAGCAAUUCUGUUAAAGAAGUCAAUACUGCUUCUAAUGGGGGUGUUACUAUUGAGUGUGGUUCAUCUGAGAAACUACGGCAUCUUAAGAAAGUAGGAGCACCAUUAGCUGUACCUUUUGAAACUGCCAACGGAAAGACUUCCAAUGCUGGCGUAAGAACUGAUUCCCCUGAGCUGUUUGCGGCGGAUGCAGCCACUAAGACCACACCUGUAGUAGUUCCCUUCCAAUCAGCUGGAAAAAGGCCCAAGAAGCCUGUUAAUGAAGUUACGCCUGUCGUCCAUACUAAGAAGCGAGGAAGACCACCUAAAGUAGAUAGUUCUUCCGAGACAAUACGUGAUUUGGUGGCUUAUAGCAGGGAACACUCAGGGUUGUCCUGUACAGGAGCAGGUAUCAGAGAAGGUGGUCCAAUGCAAAGGUGCCAAGGCUUACGAGAAAUCAGAGGAUCCUAUCUAUGUGCUAGAGAACAACAUACCAAUAGAUCCUCACUCAAGUGUCGGAUCUUGAGAUACUUUUUGGGAGGUUGUGGACACAGUGUCAGGAGUGCCAAGGUUCACUUCAUCAGGAUGUUCUCUGUACAAGUCGAGAUUGUCCAAUUUUUUUAUCGACGCAAGAAGGCACAGAAAGACAUGGCUGAAGCAAGGGUGCAAUUGGACAGAUGGAACUUUUAA